This is a messenger RNA of Cladophialophora immunda, 2881 nucleotides long. Its product is annotated as protein disulfide-isomerase domain. The transcript has 2 exons. Gene Ontology annotation, cellular component: endoplasmic reticulum. NCBI's taxonomy places the organism in Eukaryota, Fungi, Ascomycota, Eurotiomycetes, Chaetothyriales, Herpotrichiellaceae. The record is from RefSeq and is a predicted model, not a curated record. The coding region runs from base 267 to 2462 and encodes 731 amino acids. Gene Ontology annotation, molecular function: protein disulfide isomerase activity.
CGCAGACCUGGCCCAUUCUCCCACUCCAUACUUCAAAGACUUGCAGUCUGGUCUCGUUGAGCGGGCAGACCUUUGUCAAUUGUUGCAAUUGUACCCCCCACUUUUGAUUUGUCUUCACUUCUCACACUCGUUUCCCCAUCUCCAAGCAGCGACUGCAAGGCGGUCUUGCGAAAUCCCUCAAGUAUCUCCCUAUCGCCGCUACAUCUGCGCCAGUCGAGAUACUCGGUUCUUUCCCUGUAUAGGUCAUUUCCUGGCCAAUAUACAAAAUGAGGCCAGCUUUGCUGGCGUGCGCUGUCGCAGCCUUCUUCUCUACCUCGAUCGCGGCGCCGCCAGGGUCACAGAGAGGGAACGCGGUAAUAGCAGAUGAGGCAGUCCAGGGAGAGACUCCAGCCGACGGAGGAGAGGGCGCGGAUUAUACUAUUUUCAAUGGCAUCAAGGUGCCGCCGAUGAAAGAGAUACAAGGCGAUGAGUUCGCCGAGACGAUAAAAGAUGGAUAUUGGUGGGUCAAACACUACUCACCUUACUGCGGGCACUGCAAAGCAAUCGCACCACUCUGGCAGACUCUGUACGAAUUCUACGCAACGUCAGAUCCUUUACAGGGCAUGACAAAGUCCGGCCAGCCCGACCUGUUCUCGCCGAACAGCUUUCAUGGAUACUACAACUUUCACUUUGCCUCGAUAAAUUGCAUUGCCUUUGGAGAUGUUUGUGACAAGAAUGGGGUAAGAGCCUGGCCAACGUUCCUGCUGUACAAAGAUGGCGAAUUUGUCGAAAAAUACACUGGAGGCAAAUCAAUGGAGGAUUUCAGCAACUAUGUCGAAGAAAAGCUGGAACAGAUCAAGCCCGGCUCCAGACCAAGAGAAGGGGUUCGCGUUCCAAAACCUGGCGCAAAAGGUGUCGAUAGAACAGCUGAGCCAGAGAAGCCAUUGGCCAAAGACAAAGAUGUCGCCGCUGGUGUCGCUGCCGGAGAGAAACAGAACAAGGCAGCGGCACUGUCGACUGAGACUACAUCGGCAAUGUUGGCCUCAGAGACCGCAAGACUCGGAAAGUCUCAGAAUGCAAAGACUGGGCCCCAGCCAAACCCAAAGGGCGCCUCCGUCCCUCUCACUCCAGAGUCCUUCCAGAAGCUUGUCACUACUUCUCAAGACCCAUGGUUCGUCAAGUUCUACGUUCCAUGGUGUUCGCAUUGUCAGCAUCUUGCUCCAACAUGGGCUCAAUUGGCGAAGGAAAUGGAAGGCAAGCUCAACAUUGGAGAGGUCAAUUGCGAAGCAUCUCCGCGGUUAUGCAAGGACGCCAAGGUCAGCGCUUAUCCCACCAUCUACUUUUUCCGGGGCGGUGAGCGUGUGGAGUAUGAAGGCCUUCGUGGUCUAGGUGACCUUCUUUCGUUUGCAAACAAAGCGCUAGACAGCGAUGUCAAGUAUGUGGACGCCGCUGCAUUCAAGGAGAUGGAGGAGACGGAAGAAGUAAUCUUCGUCUAUUUCUUCGACCAUGCUACAACGUCUGAAGAUUUUGCCGCCCUCGAUCGACUGACUCUGAGCCUGAUCGGACACGCAAAGAUUGUCAAGACAGACUCCGAGAUCCUGGCAAACCGGUUUAAGAUCUCGACGUGGCCAAGAUUACUGGUGUCCCGGGACGGACGACCAAGCUAUUUCAACGCCCUUGCUCCAAAGGACAUGCGCGACUUCCGACGAGUUCUGACCUGGAUGCAGUCGGUUUGGCUACCAAUUGUACCUGAACUGAGUGCUUCUAAUGCGAAGGAGAUCAUGAGCGGAAAAUACGUGGUGCUUGGCAUUCUUUCUCGAGAUCGACCGGAUGAGUUUCUACAAUCCAAGAGGGAAUUAAAGAACGCCGCGCUGGAAUGGAUGGAUAAGCAAACACAAGCUUUCCAGCUGGAAAGACAAGAGCUGCGCGACUCGAAGCAAUUGCGCAUCGAAGAGGCCGAAGAUCGCAAUGACCAACGGGCCUUACGUCAAGCGAAGAGCAGAGUUAUCAGCAUCACCGAGGAGACAUUCCGGAAGCAGGUUGCGUUUGCCUGGGUGGAUGGUGUUUUCUGGGAGAGAUGGCUCAGGUCAACUUAUGGUGUGGAUGUCUCCAAGGGGGAGAGAGUGGUCAUUAAUGACGAGGACAACCGACGUUACUGGGAUGUGACCGACUCUGGGGCAUAUAUCAUGCCCUCUCGCACCUCCAUCCUCGAAACGCUACCCCGAAUUGUCGCUAACCCGCCAAAGCUCACUCCAAAGUCCACCAUCGGUGCCUUUGAGAACGUUUUCUUCCAGAUUCGAAAUUUUGGCACCUACCAUCCGUAUCUGUCAUUCGGAUUGUUGAUAAUAAGUGUGAUCCUGCUAUUCUGGGUGUUGAGGAACGGCAGCACCAUCAAGAGGACAUUGAGUCGGAAUAGCUCGGGCUAUUUCCACUUGGAUGGGAAGGAGGGACUGUUGGGGACAACGAACGGCAAGGCUGAUUGAGGUUUUACUGGACAUUAUGAGAGAAUAUAUUAUUCAAGCGGCAGGCGAGGUAGUUCCUACAUGUACAGAGCAUUGCAUUGGCGUUCGGAUGGGCUGAAGGUCUAAAGGGGGUCGCUAGAGGCCCAACCUAUUGCCAGGAGAUUCCGAGUCGAUGUUGGCUAUCACUAGGUUUCGUGGAACACAAAAUUUCCGAUUCGAUCUGAUCAUUGGCAUCGCUCGACCUCGAACAGCCUGUGUGCGAGUAACUUGGUCGAACCCGGGAGGAUGAGCCAGCAUAGAUUCCCCAGGAGUGAGUGUGAGGAAGGCGGUUAGUCAAAGCCUUACACUCCUGACGUAGUGCAGAAAUGCAAGAGGGAGAGGAAGAAGGAAAGGUUUUGGCAAUCAAGCUUCGUCCGUGAGGGACUAGGCGACACCUUGAA